Messenger RNA from Myotis myotis, 587 nucleotides. RefSeq names its product NADH:ubiquinone oxidoreductase complex assembly factor 8 (gene NDUFAF8). The record is from RefSeq and is a predicted model, not a curated record. Gene Ontology annotation, cellular component: mitochondrion. NCBI's taxonomy places the organism in Eukaryota, Metazoa, Chordata, Mammalia, Chiroptera, Vespertilionidae. The coding region runs from base 65 to 334 and encodes 89 amino acids. Gene Ontology annotation, biological process: mitochondrial respiratory chain complex I assembly. The transcript has 3 exons.
GUGCUUCGCCGGAAAGGGACGGACCCAAGAUGGCGGCGCCCACGGGUACCAGGAAGAGGUGCUCAUGUCAGGGAAUGGAGCGGUGUGGGGGCGCGUGCGAAGCCGCCUCCGCGCCUUCCCCGAGCGCCUGGCGGCCUGUGGGGCUGAGGCCGCCGCCUACGGCCGCUGCGUGCAGGCGUCCACGGCCCCGGGCGGCCGCCUGAGGAAGGAUCUCUGUGCGCAGGAGUUCGAGGCCCUGCGUCGUUGCUUCGCCGCCGCGCUUCUGGCAUCUCCACUGGGCACACCUGUCCCACCUGGUGCUCCCUCCUGCCAGCUCCCCUCCAGGUGGCGAUGAGCUACCAACACCGUGCCUCCUCCCCCGCCAGGCCGCUGCAGGCUUGCUCUGCUGACCGGCCAGGUGCACCCCAGGCACCAACCUCAGCUCUCGCGGCCUCACAAGAUGUCCAGAGCCGCUUCCCUGGGCACGAGCACCAGGACUCUCCCAUACCCAGGGUUCAGGAGUCAGCUCGGCCGUGGGAAAUUCCAUUCCUCUUAUUCAUUUGUAGUCAAGCUGCCCAGUGCAUAGAAAUAAUAAAAAUUUAAAAAUG